UAGUUUUGCACAUAACUCAGCUAAACUCUCCAGCACCACUUCUUCUGUCUUCACUAUACUUACAAUGGCAUCUAAGGGUGGACGCGAUGAUGGUAUUAAGGUUUUCAAAAUUUCUUCAACAAGUAGUCUGAAAAUACAAAGAGGUGAUAUCACAAUGUGGUCUGUUAAUGGUACUUCGGAUGCCAUUGUAAAUACAGCUAAUGAAAAGAUGCUUGGAGGUGGGGGUCUUGAUGGAGUGAUACAUGGAGCUGCAGGACCUGAACUACGAGAAGCUUGUUAUACUGUUCCAGAGGUUAGUCUUGGAAUUCGCUGCCCAAAAGGAGAAGCUAGAAUUACUCCAGCAUUUCAGUUGCCCGUUUCGCAUGUUAUUCACACUGUUGGUCCUUUUUAUGAUAAUGAAAAUCACCCAGAAGUUGCUCUAAGAAAUGCAUACAGAAACUGCAUCAAGCUUGCAAAAGAGAGCAACAUAGAUUAUAUUGCUUUUCCUGCCAUAUCUUGUGGUACUUACCGUUAUCCAUUAGAAGAAGCUGCUACAAUUGCAAUUUCUACUGUAAUGGAAUCAGAUGGUGACUUCAAAGAGGUGCACUUUGUUCUGCUUGAAGAUGAUGUUUUCAAUGCUUGGUUGGAGAAGGCGAACGGAUUGCUUUAG
Messenger RNA from Papaver somniferum (opium poppy), 649 nucleotides. RefSeq names its product macro domain-containing protein VPA0103-like. The record is from RefSeq and is a predicted model, not a curated record. Bases 65 to 649 code for a protein of 194 amino acids. Lineage: Eukaryota; Viridiplantae; Streptophyta; Magnoliopsida; Ranunculales; Papaveraceae. The transcript has 7 exons.